Sarcophilus harrisii (Tasmanian devil) is the source of this 1134-nucleotide messenger RNA. It is a transcript of the gene PSPH, whose product is annotated as phosphoserine phosphatase. The transcript has 7 exons. The record is from RefSeq and is a predicted model, not a curated record. Lineage: Eukaryota; Metazoa; Chordata; Mammalia; Dasyuromorphia; Dasyuridae. The coding region runs from base 373 to 1050 and encodes 225 amino acids. Gene Ontology annotation, biological process: L-serine biosynthetic process; dephosphorylation. Gene Ontology annotation, molecular function: magnesium ion binding; L-phosphoserine phosphatase activity. Gene Ontology annotation, cellular component: cytoplasm.
GCGGGGCUUCGGGUCUCUUCUCCACAGGUUUCCGAGCGGCGAGGUCCUGGAGGCUUUAGUUUAGGAAGGCGUUAUGCAAAAAUCCCCCAAGCUUGCUCAGCAGAUCUGAAAUGAGCAUUUCUUAAAGUCAGCUUUCUCCCAGAAGGGUCAUAUUCUUCGGAUCCCCAGCAUGUGACUGGGAGCCCAGACUGGACCUUCGUUCCCGUGCAGCCGGAAGGAUUCCCGUGGGGACUUCGGCGCUCCACUCUGUUUGUGUCUUGACGUUUGGAGUGGGAAUCCCAAUAUCCCCCUCUUUUUCAGAGAAGGAGCUCAUUGUGGAGAGCAAAACCUUUGGGAUUCAGCACUGGAGACACAAGGAGAAUUCUUUGAAGGAUGGUCUCCCACUCGGAGCUGAGAGAAAUUUUUUGCUCUGCUGAUGCCGUCUGUUUUGAUGUUGACAGUACGGUCAUUAGGGAAGAAGGAAUCGAUGAGCUGGCCAAGUUCUGCGGUGUUGGGGAUGCUGUGUCAGAAAUGACCCGCAGAGCUAUGGGUGGCGCGGUGACUUUCAAGGCAGCCUUAACAGAGCGGUUAGCACUGAUCCAGCCUUCCAGAGAACAGGUGCAGAAGCUGCUCUCGGACCACCCUCCCCACCUCACGCCGGGGAUCAGGGAGCUGGUGAGCCGUUUACAGCAGCGAAACGUUCAGGUCUUCUUAAUAUCUGGUGGGUUCAGGAGCAUCGUAGAACACGUCGCUUCCAAACUCAAUAUUCCAGCCACCAAUGUCUUUGCCAAUAGAUUGAAGUUCUAUUUCAAUGGUGAGUAUGCGGGUUUUGAUGAGAGCCAACUGACCGCCGAGUCGGGCGGGAAAGGCAAGGUGAUUGGACUCCUGAAGGAACGGUUCCAUUUUAAGAAAAUCGUAAUGAUUGGGGAUGGAGCCACCGACAUGGAAGCUUGUCCUCCAGCUGAUAUUUUCAUUGGCUUUGGAGGAAAUGUGAUUAGGCAACAAGUGAAAGAUAAUGCCAAGUGGUACAUCACUGAUUUUGGAGAGCUUCUUCAAGAACUGGAAAAGUGAUGUCCAAUUUGAAACAUAUGAAAUAUAUAUACAUAUAUAUUUUAUUAGCACUUCCAGAUUAAUUAAAAAGAAUACUUAUACAGA